Molecule: messenger RNA, 568 nt
Organism: Moneuplotes crassus
Lineage: Eukaryota; Ciliophora; Spirotrichea; Euplotida; Euplotidae
Source: the annotation of a GenBank genome assembly
ACCUGUUCUGUUAAUGGAUGAAGUAUUUCCUGCACUUGAAGAACUGACAUACCUGGUGUUCCAGAAUGAUAGAAUGCAAAAUAUUUUUGAUUUCUUUAUUGCUCAUCCGAUUAAUGAGAUUGAAGAUAUCAGACCUAAAUUUAGAGCGAUCAAUAUUUGCAUGAAGAAGUACAGGCGAGAAGUAGAUGAAUCUAAGUUUAAAUUGACUAAAGCUGAAGUUCUGGAAGAUCCAAGCGGGCCUUUUGAAUGUACAGAAAUACUUGUCAUACUCAAAAUUGAUACAUUUUUGCUUCAAUACAGGAUAAAAAGCAACACCAAGAUAGAAGUGGACAGCAAGGCAAUUCUUUACCAAGACGAUUUCACCAUCAUGACUAUCCUUCCUUCCUACAUAAAAGUCACAGAUUUAACCAGUAUCAAGAACGAAGAGACAUCAAUUUCUGAAGAAUUUGAUAAAUUUCCUUCCAGUCUAUUCAUCCAAAUCCCAAAAGAGAGCCUCAUGAAUGCCAAAACCAGCCUAGACCCCCUCUAAAGGCCUCUUAGAGGGUUUCAGCCUUCUUUUGGAGAUUUG